AGGGGUUAGUGGUUAGCAAAUAAGGUAGGGGAAAGACUCUUCACUAGCACCGCAUUUUUUAUUGCAGUAAUAAGGUAAUCAUAUCUGUUACCGGUGUCAGUAAGUGAACGGUAGUUACGCUACGAAUCGGCUUGCGUACUUUUUGUUUUAAAAUUCGACCCAUUUUUGUGUUUUAAAUUUCAGUGGUUUAAAAGUAUUAGCAAUGUCUGAGAAUACAAGUAUUACAUGCAAUAUUUGUGUUGAAAGUAUAAGUGGUAGCAAAAAUGUGGUAAAACGAGAAACGAUCAAAAAUGGAAACCUCACGUUAUGGAGAAAUGAACAAAAAGAAAUUGUGUUGCUCCUUACACGUUCAAAGAAAGAAACGAAGUUUGUGCUGUAUGAUAUUCAAAUUCACUGCAAGUUUAUGAAGGAAGGAAAAGGAUCCAUUACUCUUACAAAUCAUAAUGUUAGUUUCCUUUUAUCAAAUUGUCCACCAAAAAACUUGCGACAAUUCUUUAAAGUUUUGUCCGUAAAGAUGACUCGUUUUAAGCAGCAACACAACAAGAUCACUGACAGGAAGAAGUUGCUUAUGACAUCACAAAUAAAUGAGAUAAGUCCAUUAAAUGAGGGAGAUAUUGCCUCAGUGAACAAAAUGCGACAAACCAUUGCUACAUCUAAACUUGCAGAUGGAAUAAACCGUAAGAGGAAACUAGAAUUAACAACGAACAAUCAGACCAUGAAAAAUGCAGGACCACCUCCUAAAAAGACAAUGUUGACUUUAAAGACAGAAAAUCUUAACAGUGAUCAGAAAAAGGUUAUAAACCUUGUCAAGCAAGGUAGAAAUCUUUUCUUUACAGGAAGUGCUGGAACUGGAAAAUCAUUUCUACUUCGCCACAUUGUAGGUAUAUUACCACCAGGACAAACAGCAGUCACAGCAAGCACUGGUGUUGCAGCAUGUCACAUAGGUGGGGUGACCCUUCACUCAUUUGCUGGUAUAGGGAGUGGUAGUGCUUCUAUUGAAAACUGCAUUCAAUUAGCAAAAAGCAGACCUGCUGUUGUAAAGCAGUGGAAAGCAUGUCGACAUUUGAUUAUUGAUGAAAUAUCAAUGAUCAGUGGUGACUUCUUCGAUAAAAUUGAAGCAGUUGCGAGAGCUGUCCGAGGAUCAAUGGACCCAUUUGGUGGAAUUCAAUUGAUUUUAUGUGGAGACUUUUUUCAACUACCUCCAGUGUCAAAAGGAAAGGAAACGGUCAAACUUUGUUUUCAAAGUAAAUCUUGGCAACCUUGUGUGGAUGUUUGUUGGGAGUUAAAACAUGUAUAUCGGCAGACAGACACAAAGUUUAUUCAAAUGCUUCAGGAUAUUCGAAUUGGAAGAUGUACUGCAAAAAUUGAAGAGGUAUUGAAAGCAACAAAACUGAACAAAACAGAAAACAAUGGAAUUUUAGCGACACAACUUUGUACACAUAAGGAAAAUGUGCAGUUAUGUAAUAAAAAUCAACUGGAAAAACUGCCAAGUGACCCAAUUGUGUACGAAGCCCAAGAUAGUACAACUGCUUUCACAGAUAUUAUAGAUAAGAUGCUGCCUGAUACUAAGAUAAUAACACUAAAGAAAGGAGCUCAAGUUAUGCUGAAUAAAAACUUAAACGUUGGUAAAGGGAUGGUUAACGGUGCGAGGGGAAUUGUAACAGGAUUUACAAAAUCAGAACAACCAUUGCCAAUUGUUCGAUUUCUAAAUGGUGAUGAACAUACUAUUAAGUUAGAAUGCUGGACUGUAAAAGUUGUGUGUGAUCUAAUUGUAGUUCGUAAGCAAAUUCCUUUAAAGCUUGCUUGGGCAAUUUCAAUCCACAAAAGUCAAGGAAUGUCAUUAGAUUGUGUUGAGAUGUCAUUAUCUCGUGUGUUUGAAUGUGGCCAAGCUUAUGUUGCACUAUCAAGAGCCAGAAACCUGGAAGGGCUGCGGGUUUUAGAUUUUCAAGCUUCCUGUGUGAGAUCCAAUGUUCAUGUUCUCAGGUUUUAUCGCAGAAUUCGACAGGAACAGCAUGCUAUAUACUAUAAUGUCACAACCGGUAUCGCAGAGUAAUGUUAACUGUGCUAAAUUCUAUCAGCUUUUAGAUCAAUCUGUAUGGCCUGCCCAGUAGGUUUAUUUUAAUGUUGUGAAAUUGAAAUGUGCUGUCCAAUAUUUUAAUGAUCAUUGCAUUGGAAUCAUGUAAUUUUAUUGACAGUUCUAUCUUGUUAUGUGUACUAUUUGUAGCAAUGAUAUAAUAUAAGCAUUUUCAGGAACAUGAUGAAUGCACUGUAUGCAAUAACAAAAUAAUGUUACACAGAUCACAAAAUGCAAAUAAAGUGUUGUAAGUUUU
This is a messenger RNA of Ciona intestinalis (vase tunicate), 2330 nucleotides long. Its product is annotated as ATP-dependent DNA helicase PIF1-like. Gene Ontology annotation, biological process: DNA repair; telomere maintenance. Lineage: Eukaryota; Metazoa; Chordata; Ascidiacea; Phlebobranchia; Cionidae. The record is from RefSeq and is a predicted model, not a curated record. Gene Ontology annotation, molecular function: DNA helicase activity.